Messenger RNA from Exophiala mesophila, 930 nucleotides. RefSeq lists its product as uncharacterized. Bases 1 to 930 code for a protein of 309 amino acids. NCBI's taxonomy places the organism in Eukaryota, Fungi, Ascomycota, Eurotiomycetes, Chaetothyriales, Herpotrichiellaceae. The transcript is spliced from 2 exons. The record is from RefSeq and is a predicted model, not a curated record.
AUGGAACGUCAUAGAGUUGUCGUUGCUGGAUUCACUAGCCGAGUGGCUCAACUCAUAACCGCCAGCCUUCUGGAACACGAAGGCAUCGAGAUUACAGGAAUCUGCCGAGACAAGACAAAAGUGCCGAGUCUGGUAUCACAAAAUCCCAACGUCACAGUUGUGGAAGCAGAAUACAAUGACAAGGCUAGACUUGGGGGUGCUCUUCAAGGUGCCUCGGUGUGUGUGUGCUGCUACUUUGGACCGGAAGAUUUGAUGCUACAUGGACAAAUGAUCCUCAUAGAUUCUUGCAUUGCUGAGAAUGUGCCACGGUAUAUUGCAUCGGACUUUUCUUUCGACUACAGAGGUCUAAAGCAUGGUGACUUUCCAUUCAAGGAUUCUCAACUCGAGAUCCACGACUACUUGGCAAGGAGAGAGCGCCAGGGACGAAUCACAGCUGUUCAUGUCCUCAACGGUGGCUUUUUUGAGGCUGUCUUGUUUCCAUUUAUGGGAGCACUGGACGUCACAGCCAGAAAGAUUCGAUACUGGGGUACUGGAGACGAGCCAUGGGACAUGACCUCCAUGCAAGACACUGCUAGAUUUGCGGCAAAAGUGAUUCUCGACCAGCAGGCGACAGGUGUAUUGAAUGUACGUGGUGCCAGAAAGUCGCUCAGGGAGAUUGCGGGUGUUCUGGAACAUGUCUAUGGUUCCAAGUUCACGCUUGAGAAUUUGGGUACAAUUCAAGACCUCCACGAGAAGAUGAGUUCGGCCAGAGAAGCCUUUCCUGAUGACGUGGGGCAGUGGCUUGGGUUGCAUUACAACUAUUUCACGAUUAACGGCUCAACCUUGUUACGAGGUUACGACAACGACAGAUACCCUGAUGUAAGGGUUCAGAGCCUAGAGACUUUUUGUCGUCAACACUCUCUAGAGCAAUUACCCACGCUGUUCAGAUAG